AUGAAUCUGACAACUCCAGAUUCUCCAAUACAGAAGGCCAAGUGGACACAGCCUCCUCCAAGAGUAAGCUCUCAAAGUCUCCUCCCACUGGUUUCUUACACUGAGACUAAAGGCCAUACUGUUACCACCUUCAAACUGUACCAGCGAGCUAAGCAUGUGUACAGCGAAGCUGGCAGAGUGCUAGAAUUUAAGAAGAUAUGCAGUGAGGCACCUGCUAGUGCAAUCCAGCUGCUGGGAGAAUUAAUGAACCAGAGUCAUAUCAGCUGCAGGGACAUGUAUGAAUGCAGCUGCCCUGAACUGGAUCAGCUGGUGGACAUCUGCCUGCAGUCUGGGGCCAUCGGGUCACGCUUGACUGGAGCAGGAUGGGGCGGCUGCACUGUGUCAAUGGUGCCUUCUGACAAGCUGAGUACCUUCCUAACAAAUGUGAAAGAAGCUUAUUACAAAAGCAAUGACCAAAGGUUAGCUCUGGAGAAGAAUAGUCUGUUUGCUACCAAACCUGGAGGUGGAGCUUUGGUUUUUCUUGAGGCCUAAAGAAUGUAAAAGUUUCAAAGAAACUAUGUAGGGCAUUUGGGAACUGGCAGGACUUCCUAUGCCACAGUAAAUUAAUCCCUUUUCUGUUUUGUAUUAUAAUGAGCAGUUGCUAUUAUCAAGAUACAUUUCUGAAGAAACAAUUAGAAGAGGUUUCUUAGGCUUUAUAAUGCAUUUUUCCAUACUAAAAAUAUCCUUCCAAUGAAAAGCAGCCUAAAUACUUAUUUCUCUCUGGAUUAUGCAAUGUAAAGGUGAUUUGCUAAAAUAUAUUCUUUUGAAAAACGGAACAAAGCAGACAAUUCAAAUAAAGAG
Messenger RNA from Trachemys scripta elegans, 840 nucleotides. RefSeq names its product galactokinase 2 (gene GALK2). The record is from RefSeq and is a predicted model, not a curated record. The transcript is spliced from 3 exons. Lineage: Eukaryota; Metazoa; Chordata; Testudines; Emydidae. Gene Ontology annotation, cellular component: cytosol. Gene Ontology annotation, biological process: galactose metabolic process. Gene Ontology annotation, molecular function: galactokinase activity. The coding region runs from base 1 to 531 and encodes 176 amino acids.